AUGUUUUACUUGAAUUACAUCAUCGCUAUUUUAUUGGUGAAUGCAUCAGUUGCUCAAUGGACAAUUACUCAUUAUGAAGGCUAUGACAAAUCUUUUACCCAAAAUACGUUGGAUAAUUACAUACAAUUAAAUUGUCAAGCAUACAAUCUGCCAAUCAUAGCUUAAUAAGGAAGUCUACAAAAGGUCAUUUCACUUAAAGACUUGUCACCUUUUGCAAAGACCAAAAUUUUAGUAGAAUUUAUAGUUCCUCUGGAUUCAUUAUAUUCAAUAUAAAUUUAAAAUAAAACAAUCGAUAGCUAGCAAACAUGGUAAUUGGGAUAUGGAUUUUCAAUGAUUAAUGAAUGUUUCAAUACCUCAGAUUAUAAAAUGUUAUCAUUUAAUUAUGAAUUGGAAGGAAAAAAUUAUACAGAAAUUUCUAUAAAUAUCUAACUUUUGGAUAACAAAUCAAAUUAAUAAAGAAGGUAUGUGGGAAUUAAAUAAAUUCAUGUUUUCUAGAUUUAAUGUCCUCAACACUGUUAGAAUUGUGAAGAAACUGAAAAUCGUAUUUAUUGUUAAGAUUGCCAACAGAAUUUCACUCUAUAAUAAAAUUUAGGUACAUGUAGUUGUUAGAAUUUCAUAUUUAAAAACCAAUGUUUGAAACAAUGUCCUGAAGGAUACUCUGCAAGCUUAUUUAGUGGAUGUAAAAAAGUUGAAUAUUUGGAGACUUCCACUUUUGGACAGAAUACAAACCUCAAAAUCAAUAAGAACUUUGAAUAAUCUAUACAAUUAAAGAAGUCCUCUUAAGUCAGAUUGGAUUUUGAAUUAAUCCUAUCUAAUUUCAAAGUCUUCUAAUAAAUAGAAAUAACUGUUAACGAUAUUUACCAAGGAGGGAUAACAAAUUACUAUUCAAAUCUAUACAUUUCAAUAUUCAAUAUAUCAGAAACUAAAUGUCAGUAUUCUAGUAAUUGCACUCUAAUCAAAUUAUAAACUCCACUAAUUGAUGUGAACUCCUCAAAUUUGAAUCUGAAUAUUGGAUUUAGACCCACCAAAAGUAAAGGUCAUAAACAAAGAUAUAAUCGUUUUGAAGAUUUAGGUGAUCCAACCAAAUCUGAAGACUCUGAAAUAAUCAUCCAGAAUAUCCAAUUAACUCAAUUAUUGAUAGAUGAAUCUAUAUGUUCCUAAGACAAUUGUAAAGUUUGUGAUUUAAAAUACAUUGAAUAAGAUGAGUGCAAGUAAUGCAAAGAAGGAUUUUAUUUAUUUGAAAACCAAUGUCUUAGUUAAUGUCCUGAAGAAACUGUCGUGGAAGGGUUCUAUUGCAAAGCUUUCUUAAAUAAACAAACUAACAGCUAACUCAUAUUGAAGGAUAUUGAUAUAACUCAAGAAAAUUGGGCUGGAGAGACUUCUUUGCCAGACCAACAUAGUGUGUUUUAAUUUAGAUUCAACAAAACUAAUUUGCUUUUUGGUGGCAAAUGGAGAAGGUAAGAAUUUACUAAGAUAUUGAUCCUUUAACCUCAUUAUGCUUUGACCUACAAAUUUACAGUAAGCUACAUUGAUCUGUCAGAUAAGGAUGAAGAAACAGGAUUCUUUUAUUAAUUGGAUGGUGGGGAAUACAAUUUCAUAAAUCCAAAGGACUUGAUUUAAAUUGAUGGUGAUGCUAAUAAACCAGACUCUAUUGUUGAAUAUAGUAAGUAUUUCAAACAUACAAAUAAUGAUAUUAUGAUAACUAUUGGGUGUAAUACAAAUGGUUUUUGCUUUCUGUAAGAUUAUUAUUUAAUUAUACAUACAUGCACUCCAUAUUGUAAAUCAUGUACUGGACCUAGUAAAUCCGAAUGCUUGGAGUUUACAAGGAAUUCAUAUGAAUUUGAUUAUAAAACCAAAUAAUGCAAGGCUGGCUAUUUUGAAAGUGACGAUAAAGUCUGCCAAAGAUGUGAGGUAUCUGAUUGCUCAGAAUGUAUAUCUAAAUAUCAGUGUCAAAUUUGCAAGAAAGGAUGUCAUCUUCAUUUACAAGGUUCAAGAUGCACUUGUGAAUGA
This is a messenger RNA of Paramecium tetraurelia, 2010 nucleotides long. RefSeq lists its product as uncharacterized. The transcript is spliced from 3 exons. NCBI's taxonomy places the organism in Eukaryota, Ciliophora, Oligohymenophorea, Peniculida, Parameciidae. The record is from RefSeq and is a predicted model, not a curated record.